AUCGGCUUAGCAUAGGUGGAGAGCUGACAACAGAUAAUACUUUCAAAUAAAUAAUUGCAAUAAUUAAUCCGCUUCGUUAAAAAUUCUCUCUUCUGUUCUGCUUUUGCUAUGCUACGCUUCAGGGUUGUGCCAAUUACUUACCAGUGCCUUCCUCGUUCCCUAGCCUUCCUCAUCGAGUAAAACUGAUGGCAGAUUGUUUCAUGCAAAAGAUCCUAUUUUUUAGUGACCCAAAUCGUCAGUUAUUUAUGCCAACACAUUAAAUUUAUGUGUUAGAUCUUCUGGGCCUUACUAUUCAGCGGAUCUCAGAUUCGGUUUUGGGAUUCUUCUCCAAAUUUGUUUUCUUUCUGAAUUGUUUCUGGAAGCUGAUAAAGUCUGGUUUUAAGUUUUCAACGAGAGAACUCAAGGAAAGCGCGUAUUUUCUGUGUUCAGGAAAUUAUCAGCUUGAAAAAGUGGAAGCAACAGCUGUUUUAGCUUGAUUGGAAGUCAUAAACUAGGAACAUCUCUCCCAGCCUAGCUCUGAAACUUUUUGGUUCUUUGAGCUUCUGGGUGGGAAUAUGGAGGGCAAGAGGAAGAAGGAAUGGCCAGAGUCAAACGAUUCAAAUCGAGCAACAACUUUUCCUGACGAGGUUCUGGAACGGCUUUUAAGUCUGCUAAAAUCACACAAAGAUCGAAGCUCUGUUUCCUUGGUUUGUAAAGACUGGUAUAACGCUGAACGAUGGUCUAGAAGUCAUGUGUUCAUUGGAAACUGUUAUUCUGUGUCUCCUGAGAUCUUGACCCGGCGGUUCCCAAACAUACGUUGUGUGACAUUAAAAGGGAAGCCUCGUUUCUCGGAUUUCAACUUGGUUCCUCCUAAUUGGGGAGCUGAUAUUCAUUCAUGGCUCAUGGUGUUUGCGAAGAAAUAUCCAUUGCUUCAGGAGUUGAGGCUCAAGAGGAUGGCUGUGACUGAUGAGAGCCUGGAGUUUCUGUCUCUCUCCUUUCCCAAUUUCAAAGCUCUUUCACUUCUGAGUUGUGAUGGAUUCAGCACUGAUGGAUUGGCUGCGAUUGCCACUAAUUGCAAGAACUUAGCAGAGCUUGACAUACAGGAGAAUGGCAUUGAAGAUAGAAAUGGUAAUUGGCUGAGUUGCUUCCCUGAGAGCUUCACAUCACUGGAAGUACUUAACUUUGCCAACCUGCACAGCGACGUAAAUUUCGAUGCACUUGAGAGACUUGUCAGUAGGUGCAAAUCAUUGAAGACGUUGAAAGUUAACAAAAGCAUAACAUUGGAGCAGUUACAGAAGUUACUAGUUCAUGCUCCUCAAUUAGUAGAGCUCGGUACUGGCACAUUUUCACAGGAGCUGACUGCGCAGCAGUACUCUGGGCUGGAAAAUGCAUUCAGCAAUUGUAAAAAUAUUCACACCCUUUCUGGUUUAUGGGCAGCUCCAACGCAAUAUCUCCCAGUUCUCUACCCUGCUUGCACAAAUCUCAUUUUCUUGAAUUUGAGUUAUUCUACCUUUGAUGGUGAUGACCUUGCUAAACUACUUGUCCACUGUCCAAAUCUUAGGCGCCUCUGGGUCUUGGACACAGUGGAAGACAAGGGGCUGGAAGCUGUUGGAUCGUACUGUCCUUUGCUUGAGGAACUACGUGUUUUUCCUGCAGAUCCCUUUGAUGAAGGCAUUGUCCAUGGCGUUACUGAAGGAGGGUUUAUUGCUGUGUCUAGGGGAUGUCCGAGACUGCAUUAUGUCCUCUACUUUUGCCGUCAAAUGACUAACGCUGCUGUAGCAACUGUUGUUCAAAACUGCCCAGACUUCACACAUUUUCGUCUCUGUAUAAUGAACCCACGUCAGCCAGAUUACCUAACAGAUGAGCCUAUGGAUGAGGCUUUUGGGGCAGUUGUAAAGACUUGCACAAAACUCCAGAGGCUUGCAGUAUCAGGUUUGUUGACUGACCUGACAUUUGAGUACAUAGGGAAGCAUGCCAAAAACUUGGAAACACUUUCAGUGGCAUUUGCUGGAAGCAGUGAUUGGGGUAUGCAAUGUGUGAUGGAAGGCUGUCCAAAGCUGAGAAAGCUGGAGAUAAGGGAUAGUCCUUUUGGCAACGCAGCACUUCUAUCGGGUUUGGAGAAGUAUGAAUCCAUGAGGUCAUUGUGGAUGUCAGACUGCAACGUGACAAUGAAUGGCGCUAGAUUGUUGGCCAAAGAAAUGCCUAGGUUGAAUGUUGAAGUGAUAAAGGAAGAAGGAGUUGAUAAUAGUAAAGCUGAUAAAGUUUAUGUUUAUCGUUCCGUUGCUGGUCCAAGAAGGGAUGCCCCUCCCUUUGUUCUCACCCUCUGAAUGAUACAAGUACGCCUAUGAAGAUCAUGAAGUGCUCGCCUGUGGAAAAUUCUGGCGGCACAGCCCACAUGCAGACACCAGCAUUGAUGAUCAUGCCACAAUGGUAUCUUUAUGACAUGUGAAUGUCCUUCGAUUGCUUACAGACAACAAUGUCAAGUCCUGAGGAUUAGAGAAGAAGGAAUUUGAAGGAGGCUUAUGUGAUGGUGCUUGGUUGUCUCGUUGAGGUCAAUAAUAUCUCUAGGCUGUGCUGCACAGUGAAGACACAUUUUCAACCCUUCUUUUUAAUUACCUGAGACUAAAUUCUUUUCUUGAGCAGUAUUAAGGAUUUUAUGUAUCUAGGAUUGUACUCCGUAAAUGAAGACACUUGGUUGACAGAUUAACAUCUCAAUGCAGAGAACAUCAACUUUUUCCUUCUGGUCAGCUGCAAAAAUCAGAGAGUGAGAGAGAGAAAUAAGGUGAUUGAUUGAUCAGAAGGUGCCAUGGAGAAAAAGUUGAUCUCGUGGGACUUCAUGGUUGAUCAGAAUGUACUCUAAUACUCUAGACAACUUGAAGAGCAUGUCAUGUGAGAAAUAAUUCUUAUUUAUAUUAUAUAUAAAAGAAAUGUUGAAUAAA
Messenger RNA from Prosopis cineraria, 2918 nucleotides. Its product is annotated as transport inhibitor response 1-like protein Os04g0395600. Bases 555 to 2306 code for a protein of 583 amino acids. Gene Ontology annotation, cellular component: SCF ubiquitin ligase complex. The transcript is spliced from 5 exons. Lineage: Eukaryota; Viridiplantae; Streptophyta; Magnoliopsida; Fabales; Fabaceae. Gene Ontology annotation, biological process: SCF-dependent proteasomal ubiquitin-dependent protein catabolic process. The record is from RefSeq and is a predicted model, not a curated record. Gene Ontology annotation, molecular function: protein binding.